Propithecus coquereli (Coquerel's sifaka) is the source of this 2733-nucleotide messenger RNA. RefSeq names its product MAM and LDL receptor class A domain containing 1 (gene MALRD1). Gene Ontology annotation, cellular component: membrane. Bases 1 to 2733 code for a protein of 910 amino acids. The record is from RefSeq and is a predicted model, not a curated record. NCBI's taxonomy places the organism in Eukaryota, Metazoa, Chordata, Mammalia, Primates, Indriidae. Gene Ontology annotation, molecular function: protein binding. The transcript has 18 exons.
AUGCUCUCCUUCCUCGCCAGAAUGUUGGCAUUCUCGAGGAAUGAAGCUUUUUGUUUCCUUUGGAUUGCCUGUGUUUUCAUUUCUACACUGAGUCAACAAGAAACAGAAGCCUUUCAGUGUGACAACGGGAUCUCUCUGCCUUCUGACAAUGUGUGUGACUUCACAGAUCAGUGCGGGGACAACAGCGAUGAACAGCAGUCUCACUUCCUCUCACUGGUUUCCAAAGUGGAUUCUAUUUCCUCAAAUUUAGAAAGUCGAGUUUUCCUCCCAACCAAUGACCAAUGUGCUUGUCAGGUUACAUUUUAUUCCUUCUUCAGCCAAAUGAGUAGCAAAUUAACCGUAGGACUUCAAAAUGCAUGUGGUGGUCCCAUUCAGCAUUUAUGGCAAAACACAUCCGGGCUCCAAAAUUCAUGGGAGAGAAACGUCGUCAAAAUCCAGAGCUCACAGAGAUUUCGGGUUAUUUUUCAAGGUCAAGUGAUUUCAACUCAUGCACAAGAUGAAGUUAUUGCUAUUGAUGAUAUAUCUUUCAGUUCAGCCUGCUUGCCUGCAAAUGAUGAAAUUUUACCAUGUCAAGAAGCAUCAAAUACCACGCAGGAACUAUGUCCUCCAGAUACAGAUCUCUGCAGAUUUGAUUCAACAGAUGAAGGAUUGAGAUUGUGUCAGGCCUGUGGAUUUGAGUUUGACAUGUGUGACUGGGCAUCGGAGGCACCUGCUGAGCAAAUUUCCUGGAUACGCACAAAAGCACAAGAGAUCCCUGCAUUAGAAUCCACACCCCAGCAGCAUCAAAGUAGUGAUGAUGAAGGGAGUAUGUAUGUUAAAUGUGAGAGUAGAAAUUGGGAAAUGAUUAAUGUCUUUCUCUUCAAAUCAAAGGAAGAAGAAAUAUUUUGGAUGUAUAACACAUCAACUGACAGCAAGUGGGUGAAAGCAGAUGUGUUAAUACCAGAAGAUCUGAAGACAUUUAAGGUUAUUUUCGAAGGGACUAUUUUGAGCCAGAAAAGUUUCAUCGGGCUGGAUCAGCUCUGGGUCUAUGCCUGUGGACAGGUCCCACCCAGAAAGCUUUGCCCUGUAGACGAAUUCACUUGUGCCAGUGGCCAGUGCAUUGCCCAAGAAUCCGUCUGUGACUCUCGACAAGACUGCUCUGAUGAGAGUGACGAGGACCCAGCAACUUGCUCAAAUCAUCUCACGUGUGACUUUGAGUCUGGUCUCUGUGGCUGGGAGCCAUUUCUCACAGAAGAUUCACACUGGGAGAUGGUGAGGAGAUUGAACAACACAGAGUACUCCUUUCCCAAAGCUGAUCACAUAGCAAACAUAAAUCAUGGAUCAUUCAUUUAUGUUGAGGCACAUGAAUUCCCUGGAGUGGCCAAGCUGGGAAGCCCUAUCCUUACAAAACUGCUCACUGCCUCUACCCCAUGUCAGGUACAGUUUUCGUAUUGUUUGUCUCAGCACUCACAUCUCUCAGUUUUUACAAGAACAUCACUCAAUGGGAACUUGGAAAAGCAAGGCGAAAUAAUAGGAUUCUCUGAUUCUCAGUGGAGCCAAGUCCAAAUCGAUCUCCAUGCAAAAGUCGGAGAAUCUACUCUGCCUUUCCAGGUAAUUUUAGAAGCUACUAUUUUAUCAUCGAAUGCUACUGUUGCUCUAGAUAACAUCAGUAUAUCCCAGGAAUGUGAAAUUUCCUAUAAAUCACUUCCAGAUACCAGCAUACAAAACAAAGAUUCCAAAUGUGAUUUUGAAGCAAACAGCUGUGGUUGGUUUGAAGCAAUUAGUGGUGACCAUUUUGACUGGAUAUGGAGCUCCCCAAGUGACCUCUCUAGUGACUUAGAGCAUCGGGCUCCACCUCGGGAUCAUACUCACAAUACAACUCAAGGGCAUUUUAUGUUCAUUCUGAAGAACAGCAGCAGCUUGUCACAAAUUGCUAAGCUCCAGAGCCCAACUUUCAGCCAGACAGGACCUGACUGCACACUUUCCUUUUGGUUUUAUAACUAUGGGCUGUCAGUUGGAGCAGCUGAGCUGCAGCUACAUAUGGAAGAAUCAAAUGACUCCACAGUACUUUGGAGAGUGUUGUAUAACCAGGGGAAGCAAUGGUCAGAGGCAAUCAUUCAGUUAGGACGCCUUUCUCAGCCCUUCCAUUUGUCACUAGAUAAAGUCAGUCUUGGCAUUUAUGAUGGAGUCUCAGCUAUUGAUGACAUCAAAUUUGAAAAUUGUACUCUUCCCCUUCCUGCUGAGAGCUGUGAAGAACUGGAUCAUUCACCAGAAACCUCAGUCCCUGUGACACUUCCUCCACACAACUGCACAGACAAUGAAUUUGUCUGCAGGUCCAAUGGUCACUGUAUUGAAAAAAUACAGAAAUGUGAUUUUAGAUAUGACUGCACUGACAAAUCAGAUGAAUCAUCCUGUGUCAUGGAAGUUUGCAGCUUUGAAAGAGGAAACCUGUGUGAAUGGUAUCGGCCAAUCCCAGUGAAUUUACUUCGAGAUUCAAGCACAUUCAGGUGGGGACUUGGCAACGGGCUUAGCAUUCAUCACGGAGAAGAAACCCACAGGCCAUGGGUGGACCAUACCAAAAAUACCACAGAUGGCUGGUACCUGUAUGCUGAUAGUUCCAAUGGGAAAUUUGGUGACACGGCUGACAUCCUCACUCCUGUCAUUUCACUCACGGGACCAAAAUGUACCUUGGUGUUCUGGACGCAUAUGAAUGGUGCCACAGUCGGUUCUCUCCAGGUACUGCUUAGGAAAUAA